This is a messenger RNA of Theobroma umbraticum, 1218 nucleotides long. The record is from RefSeq and is a predicted model, not a curated record. Lineage: Eukaryota; Viridiplantae; Streptophyta; Magnoliopsida; Malvales; Malvaceae.
AUGGCAAAUUACACGGUAAAAAGAAUUGAGAUAUCCGAUGAAAAGAAAAAGGAAAGUGAUAUUCAAGCUGAAACCUCUUCUUCAGCUGGAUUUCAGAAGCUUCCAUCCUUUGAUUUAAAUGAAGAAGCCAUUGGCUAUGAAAAUGAUGGCGACGAGAUUAAUGCUAAUAACCAAACAACUUCCCAAGGAAAAGAAAGGACAUGCAGAGUAAGACAAUACGUACGGUCAAAAAUGCCAAGGCUUCGCUGGACACCUGAUCUCCAUCUAUCUUUUGUGCAUGCUGUCGAAAGGCUUGGUGGCCAAGAACGAGCAACUCCCAAAUUGGUUCUUCAGAUGAUGAACAUUAGAGGACUGAGCAUUGCCCAUGUAAAGAGUCACUUGCAGAUGUAUCGAAGUAAGAAGCUUGAUAAAUUGGGCCAAGUUGUUUCUCAAACAAGUAAAGUGAAGCGAGGAAGAGAAGAUUUCCUUGGGACUUACAGGAGAUUCAGUCCUGGUGGGCAUUUUAGAAUCGACAAUGCAAGCCCUUUACCAUCUCCACCAGUACUACUCAAGCAACCAUAUCAGCCUUGGGGAUCCGCUGCACCAUGCAACAAUACCUUGGGGAUUGAAAAUGAGCCAACAGUGGUAUUCUUUCAAAAUGGGAACAAUGAGUUAACGAGUUCACACGUAUUUGACCUCAGGGAAGCAAUAGCAAGAAGUAGCCGGUUUCUUGAAGACAAAAGGUGGCCUCCAAGGAAAAUGUUUGCCAAUCAAGGUAAGCUUAGUAGGAGUUGUUCAGAUAUUUCUUGCCGUUGGAAUUCGAAUAGCAAAGCCAACAAUUCCUCCAACGAUGAGUUUCAGAUAUGCAGUAGUCCCACCUUCUUCAAUUGCUGUCAACAACCCUUGUCUCUUCUAGUUGCCGGGGUGAAAGGGGCAAGAAGACUACUACCGUAUCAUAUGAAUGAAGAAACAUCGCAAAUGGAAGAGAGCAGUACUGGCAAUAGAGGAAGACUGAGAGAGGAUAAAUAUCGGUCACUCAACUUAGAUUUAAGUUUACACAACAGCCUUGACAAUGGCUGUGGUGGGUUGAAAGAUAAUGAUGGAAGGAUACAAGAAAUCGACACAGUUCUUGCUCUCUCUUUAUCACCCUCUGCAUUGACCCAACAAGCUUUAAGUAGUAGUGAACAACAUAAAGAAAUCGAUCACCUAAUUAGGGCCACAUUUGGGACGAGUACCUAG